This is a messenger RNA of Pseudozyma hubeiensis SY62, 1608 nucleotides long. RefSeq lists its product as hypothetical. Gene Ontology annotation, biological process: response to endoplasmic reticulum stress. Gene Ontology annotation, cellular component: endoplasmic reticulum lumen. Lineage: Eukaryota; Fungi; Basidiomycota; Ustilaginomycetes; Ustilaginales; Ustilaginaceae. Gene Ontology annotation, molecular function: protein-disulfide reductase activity; protein disulfide isomerase activity. The record is from RefSeq and is a predicted model, not a curated record. Bases 1 to 1608 code for a protein of 535 amino acids. The transcript has a single exon.
AUGCCGGCCCCACUUCGAUGGACAUGCAGCCUGGUGCUGCUGGCCAUCUACCUCAUCGGCACUUCCAACGCAGCUCUCUUUGCCAAAAACUCCAAAGUCACCAUUCUCGAUUCCUCCAACUUCAAACGCGAGGUGCUCGAUAUUGAGAAGCCUACCAUGGUCGCGUUCACGGCUCCCUGGUGUGGGCACUGUCAAAAGCUCGUUCCCGACUACUCGAAAGUUGCCGCGCAGCUCGACGGCGUGGUUAAGCUGGCUUCUAUCGAUUGCGACGAUGACAAGAACAAACCCACCUGCGGCAAGUACGGCAUUCAGGGUUUCCCAACACUCAAGCUCUUCCCUCCAACCAAGAAGCGCCUGCCCAAAGACUAUCAGGGUCCUCGAUCAGCAAAGGAUAUCGCUGCGUACAUGGUGGAUGCUCUCCCGCUCGGAGCCAAGAAGCUCAAGGCUGAAGAGUUGCAAGAGUUUGCCGACGAAGAUGCGGAAACACCCAAGGUGAUCCUUUUCUCGAAAAAGCCCACCAGCUCUCCAUUGUACAAGAGCUUGGCGUUGGAUUUCAGGAGGAGCGUGUCGUUCGCAUUCCUCAGAGGAGACCAGAGACCCGUGCAGGCUGCCGCGAGGAUUCAUCUCGGUGUCGAUGUCAACGACGACAAGCUGCCGUACCUUAUCGUUGUCCCUUCGCGUGCCGACGGAGAAGAGCUCGACAAGAGCAAAGUCAAGGGGUACACCGGUGCAUUGAAGUAUAACGAGCUCAACGCCUGGAUUCAAAAGACAAUCCCGGAAGCAAAGUCGGGCAAAGUUAAGAAGGUGCCGACCAAAGCGAAUGUCAAGAAGAAACCCGUCAAACUGGAUCAGGACAUUCGAGACGUUCCGGACGGCGCCAACAGGGAGUGGAGGGUGGAAGAGGAUAUGACCGAGGCAGAGAAGCAGAAGAAGAUGGAGGAACUGGCAGAGAUGCUCAACACCGCCAUCAAACAGUCGAACGACCUUCGCGAUGGAAAGGCUCCUUCUUCUGCCGACAGCGGCAACAGCGAGACGCCUCCCACCGCAGAUAGCGACGCCGAUUCGUUCGCCCAGACCAGCGACAGCAACUCUCACUCGUCCUCAUCGUCAUCCUCCUACUCUUCCUCCACCGAUUCUGACGGAAAAGUCACCACCGAUCGCUCUGCCUCCUACUCCUCCUCCGGCGACACCCCCGACUCCGGCUCCACCUACAAAGUUUCCUCCCACUCCGAUUCCGACGACGUCUCUCUCAAAGAAAACCUCCAACGCUGGCUCGACGGCGAACAGGUCGAUUGGAACUCCGACUACGCCACCCAGUUCAAAGACGCCCAACGUGCCGCCGAAGACCUCAUCGCCAAUGACCCCGAAAAAGCCGACCAGAUGGCACUGGAGAGCGAAAAGUGGCUAGCCCACUAUCUCGUCUCCGACCUCGAAAUGAUGAAAAUCGCCAGGGACAAGGGCAACCAGGACCCCGCCGUCGCAGACGACAAGAUCGAACGCAUCGAAAGAAUGUACAACGAGAUCGUCAAGAGGAUCGAGGAGAGAGAACUCAAGGUCAAGCAAGCCGCCAAGGACGAAACCCCAGCAACCAGCCACGACGAGCUCUAG